This is a messenger RNA of Oryza sativa Japonica Group (Japanese rice), 2123 nucleotides long. Its product is annotated as O-fucosyltransferase 36. Gene Ontology annotation, molecular function: peptide-O-fucosyltransferase activity. The record is from RefSeq and is a predicted model, not a curated record. Gene Ontology annotation, biological process: protein O-linked glycosylation via fucose. Lineage: Eukaryota; Viridiplantae; Streptophyta; Magnoliopsida; Poales; Poaceae.
ACCACACUCCGCACUCUCCCCCUCCCCUCCCGCCUCCCCACUCCGUCCACCCCGCCGCACCGACACUCUCCUCCGCCAUGGAUCGCGACCCCUCCGUCUCCGACGAGGACGACGACCUCGAGACCCUCGUCCCGCAGAACCACGUCAAGCCGCCCUCCUCCUCCUUCCACGUCGCCGGCCUCCGCGCCGCGGUCCCUCCCUCCGCCGCCUCGCUCGGCCGCGUCCUCUGGUCCCGCCGCUACCUCCUCCUCUUCGUCGCCCUCCCCGUCCUCUUCCUCGUGCUCUUCGUAUCCCUUGGCGGCGCGUCCUCCCUUCGCCUGCCCGCCUCCAUCCGCCUCCCCUCCGCCGCCGCUCCCGCCGCCGACCCCGCGGCGUCCCGGAUGCGCGACGCCGAGCUCCGCGCGCUCUACCUCCUCCGCUCGCAGCGCUCGGGCCUCCUCGCCCUCUUCAACCGUACGGCAGCACCCACCAACGGCAGCAGCUCGGGCUCGAACGCUGUCUCGUACGCCGAUCUCCACGACGCGCUCCUCGGCCAGAUCAAGAUCAACCGCGAGAUCCAGGCGGCGCUCCUCUCCGCGCACCGCACUGGCGCUGCGGGCAAUGCGACGGAGGAUGGGUUGGAUCUUGAUCUGCCGGCUGACGGGUGCAGGAGGAGGGAAUUGCCGUCCAACCGGCGGACCAUAGAGUGGAACCCCAAGAAAGAUCGAUUCCUGUUCGCCAUCUGCGUCUCCGGGCAAAUGUCCAACCACUUGAUUUGCUUGGAGAAGCACAUGUUCUUCGCGGCGCUGCUUGGCCGGAUCUUGGUGGUGCCUAGCCAGAAGCUGGAUUAUCAGUACGACCGGGUGCUUGAUAUCAACCACAUUAAUGAUUGCAUUGGAAGGAAGGUUGUAAUUACCUAUGAGGAAUUCACAGAGAAGAGGAAGAAAGUGAGCAUUGAUCAGUUCAUAUGUUACGCGGCAUCACCCCCUUGUUUCAUUGAUGAGGAUCAUGUUAAGAAGUUGAAGGGAUUGGGGAUUUCACUGGGAAAGAUCCAGGCAGCUUGGCCAGAGGAUGCGAAGCUGAAGGAGCCAAAGAAGAGAUUUGUGGAGGAUAUCAUGCCAAAGUUUACCACGGAUGCUGAGGUGCUCGCGAUCGGUGACAUGUUCUAUGCUGAUGUUGAGGAAGAGUGGGUGAUGCAGCCUGGUGGCCCAUUGGCUCACAAGUGCAAUACUUUGAUCCAGCCAAGUAGGCUUAUUAUGCUCACUGCGCAACGCUUUGUUCAGACCUUCUUGGGGGGCAACUACAUUGCUUUGCAUUUUCGGCGACAUGGCUUCCUGAAGUUCUGUAAUGUGAAGAAAGAGAGCUGCUUCUUCCCUAUCCCUCAGGCAGCAGAAUGCAUUCUUCGAAUCGUUGAGAAAGCUAACGCCCCAGUCAUAUAUCUGUCUACUGAUGCUGCCGAGAGUGAGACAAGUCUCCUGCAAUCCUUGGUUGUGUUCAAUGACAGGCAAGUCCCUCUUGUGAAAAGGCCAGAGCACCACAACUCUGAGAAAUGGGAUGCCUUGUUAUACAGAAAUCACAUGGGUGGAGACAAUCAGGUUGAGGCCAUGCUCGACAAGACGAUCUGUGCGCUGUCGAACGUUUUCAUAGGUGCAUCAGGCUCAACCUUCACAGAGGACAUCCUGCGUCUACGGAGAGGCUGGGGUUCUGCGUCCCACUGCGACGAAUACCUCUGCCAGGGUGAGCUACCCAACUUCAUAGCGGAGCUAGACUGAGAAAAUGACAUCCUAGAAGAAGAAUUGACAGCUACAUCCCCCUUUUUUUCCCCACUACGAUCUGGUGGCAUGAUACACAUUCUGUAAAUUGGCGUGUACAUCCUAGUGUAAAAGAGCGAUGAUAUUUGUUGUACCGGUACCCCCAUUGAUUUGUUCGGUGUUGUUACACGGUUAGGCAAUAGAAAGAGUUUGGUUUUUGCGCUUGCUCAGUGUUCAUACUCUGUUAUACUGUGAGACAGCUUCAUAGAUUCAUAGCUCGCAACUUUGUUGGCCUAGCAACGUGCCUGACAGACACUAUGGUGGUGUUAGGGCGAUGCGAAAGGGACCUGUUUUUUUAUAUGUUUUAUUAAGAACAUGUUUAGCACAGCUUUA